Messenger RNA from Cajanus cajan (pigeon pea), 1769 nucleotides. The record is from RefSeq and is a predicted model, not a curated record. Lineage: Eukaryota; Viridiplantae; Streptophyta; Magnoliopsida; Fabales; Fabaceae.
AUUCCCAAAGCCAAAUGUAUUUGGUUGCUCACGACUUUUUCUGUGGUUUUCUCGGGAUACCUGCAGCGAAAUCGUGCUCGGCGAAUCCCCUCGUUCGCAACACCGAAUCCACAGGAAGAACACCAUCGCCAUUGGUCACAGUUUCCCAAACAGUUAUAGGUAAACUCACUUCGCUACUUACUUUCCGAGCUCAACAUUGCUAAGAAAACCAACCAUGUCUCCCAAAUUGCUAUUAUUGGCGAAUUAGGGUUAGUCAAUUAGGUUAUGGCGAACGACACUGGCUCCACUCUCGCCGCCGAGAAAGGACCAGUCACCAGGUCUUGCGCCGCCACUCCGAACCGCAAGUCGGAGCGGCUCGAGAAGCGGACGCCGCCGUCGCUGGCGGUUAGGAACGAUCAGAAGAAGAAGACACCGAGUUCUCUGAGGAGAUCUGAAAGGACUAGGAACGGUUCUCCUUCUGCUUCUUCGGAUCCUUCGCCUUCCAAGAGUUCGGGCUCGAAGAGGCAUUGCAUUGGAAAGCGUUUGGCGUACGAGGCUAACGACGAGGAUGAGGAUGAGGAUGAGGAGCGUGACGUGGAAGUUGAAGCUUCUGCAGGACUUACAAGUACGAGAACGAAUGCGCGCGUGUAUCGUACUUUUUUUGGUAAAUCAAACAGAGGUUGCCGUGAGAAGACAAGUGGGGUGGAUAGGUCAUCUCAGGAAGGUGAUGAUGGGGGUGGCAGCAAGAUUGAUGGGGACAAGAUUGAUGAGUGCCUUAAAGGGAAUUGUUUAGAUUCUGCCGAUGAUUAUAAGGAUAUUCUGCCACCUGAAGAUGAUGUCACCAGUAAAGAUAUGAGAGUCGAGCCCGAGUUGAGUGGGCCUGUGAAAGAAGUGAUAGAAAAUAAUGUGACUGUAAAUUCAUUGGCACUGUCUAAUGCUGCAACUUCUGAGCCCAGUGAGACAACUGAAAGGGUUCAGUUGUCUAAUGCUGUAACUUGUGAGACCAGGGGGACAACUGAAAGGAUUAGGUCAUCUAAUGCUGCAUCUUGUGAAACUGAAAGGGUUCAGUCUGAUUCCUGCAAAGAGGAGACAUCACAAAUGUUGGGUUCCACAGCAAAUGAAAAUUUGAUUAAGAAAUGUGUUGAGCAUGAUAAGGGUGAAAAAUCAUUAUCUUCCAAGAGAAAAAUAACUACGGUGGACAUGCAUUCAGAUGCUUCUGCUAUAUUGGUUGACAAUGAUAACAACAACAUGAUUGAGAAGGAUGCUCCCCCGUCUAGGAUAUGUGGCAAUGUUGUGGAGACCAGUGGGUCAUGUUCCAAAAGGAUAAGGCGAAUCUCCUUAUCAGAUGUGAAAAGGGAUUGGAGGAAACCAAACUAUAAUGUUGAUCAGCCUUCUUCAAAAUCUAAUGGUGAAAAAUCAUCUACUAGGAACAAGGAAGUGAGCAUUGUUGUAGCCGAUGUUGAUAUUUCCUAUGGGAGCUUGACACCAUCAGGCUCGGACUCAGAGAGGCCUCAAGGGAGCACCGUUGAAACUGAGAAAAUAAGGAAACAGCAAAGGAGCUUACAUCUUCUGCUGAAGCCAGAGAUAGCAAAUCUUUGUGAAAUUCUUGGUCUCCCUGUACGCAGCUUGUAUUCUUUUAGUCAAGUUAUACUUGCUGUUUGUUUUGGAUCCAAUUAUAAGUGUAGAGAUAGAGACCUAUAUUGCUUGUUCUAGACUGACAGCUACUGUACUGGGUCCAUUCUUAGAAACAACAAUCAAUAUUAAUAAGAGCUGAAAAUAAUUAAUGAGAA